Phytophthora sojae is the source of this 333-nucleotide messenger RNA. RefSeq lists its product as hypothetical. NCBI's taxonomy places the organism in Eukaryota, Oomycota, Peronosporomycetes, Peronosporales, Peronosporaceae. The transcript has a single exon. The annotation marks the transcript as partial. The record is from RefSeq and is a predicted model, not a curated record.
CAAUGGACGUGGGUGUGGGAAGCGGACAUACAAAGCAGUUGCAAUCGGAUGAUGGAUGAUGUCGACGAAUGGAAAGCCGCCAAAGUUAAAGGGUGCAAACUCAGCAUUGCUGAGUUUGUGCACCAUAAAUACAAGAGAAGCACAGGAGCUACAGCUGGGGCUUCAGGCCGUUGCUUCUUGGAAGCAUUCCAUUCAUCGCUGUACCUGUUUGGGCUUGGGGGACUGGUAACGGUCGAGCUUUGGAAUGCGUACGCUCAAGCUUCCAAGAAGGAUUUUUCGGAAGGCGUCACCACUGGAGAGCAGGUUGAGUUCUACAGGUUUGCCUGUUCAUAG